CUUUGCUUUGCUUUGCUCUGUUCUGUUAUUCAGUCAAUUUCAGUCACAUUCUAGUUUUAAAAUAAUUUGCCAAAUGUGAAAUAAAGUCUAGUUAAAUAUAUAUCAUAAGAGAUAAUGAAAACAAAGUUUAACAAAUUAAACCCUAGUUUAUUUAAUCUAAUUAAAAACCAACGACCUUUUUGAUUAAUUAAACUUCUAUGUAUGUAUAAACAAACAGCUGUAGUGUUGUAAAUGUGUGCUUAAACCACUUGUUGCAUCCACUUUCAAAAAGUGUAGCUAUUUAUGUUACGUUCUGUGCUAUUCACCUGUUUAUGAGAAAGUAAUCUUCACUACUUAUCAAAUCAAACAUUUAGAUUCACGUUAUCAGUUUACCGUUAUGGUUGACGUUAAAAUUUUAUGUUAGAACGUGUGGAUUUCGUUAAUUAAUGCUUAUGUUCGUUACGAUGCACCUGCAAUGCACUCAAUGCAACUAGUCUCAUGGACUUAUUACUGUGUUAUCGUAAUUCUGACAUGAAUAACGCAAAUAAUAAAAAAGAGUCGGCAGUUUAUCGUUACAUGUUCGCUCAUUUUGAGCAGGUAAAUAAAUCUAACCCACCGAAGUAGUCAUCAGACCCAAAAAAUGACUCAUACGUGGUCACUGGCAAGAAGAUAUUGUUUUGUUUUUAUGAAAAUUCCGUACUGAUGACAGUGCAAGUGGUUUUUAUUAAAAAAAAAAUAGUACUGUGUAUUUGUGCGCGUGGAGAGGUGUUCUUCGUUUAAAUUUUUAAAAGUAUCACUGCGCGGCAAUCUUUGGGAUACCAAAGUUUUCUGUCUAAAAUGUGUGACUAAAAUGGCUCAAAAUUCAAUGGAUUCAGACAGAUUAUCUUCUGCUGGUAUUUCAACACAUAGCUCCGGCACUGCAGGCACUGUAGGAGGCUCUGUAAUAGGUGUAAGGGUGGGUGAUCCAAAUCAUAAGAGAGAAGAUGAAGAUGAGUACAAUUUAGGACCAUUGCCUCCAAUGUGGGAAAAGGCAUUUACACCAUCAGGGGAGACUUAUUUUAUUGAUCACAACACCGGCACGUCACACUGGCUUGAUCCACGAUUAGCAAGGGUACGGAAACACUCCCUAGGUGAAUGCGGAGAGGAUGAACUUCCAUACGGAUGGGAGCGCGUCACCGAUGAGAGAUAUGGGUCGUACUAUGUGGACCAUAUCAACAGAAGAACGCAGUACGAGAACCCUGUGCUGCAGGCUAGGAGAUUGAGGGCUGAAAAAUUAGCAGCGGAAAAUGGCGGCAACAGUCAAGCAAACGGCGCCACGCCGACGGGAGAGCUACGCGGAGAGCGAUUCACUCUCACCCUCACCAAGAGUACUCAGGGUCUCGGUUUCACGUUAAUUGGAGCAGAAGGUAUACCCGAGACGGAAGGCUAUCUUCAGAUCCGCAGUAUCGUUCCUCACAGUCCCGCCUGGAUAGAUGGCGCUCUCCGUCCCGGCGAUGUGGUGGUGGGGGUCGGUUCGCGUGCGGUGCGAGGCCUCACUCAAGCUCAGGUAGCGCAGAUGUUCCAGUCCAUCGCACCCGGCACCGAUGUCACGCUGCACCUCGUCCGGGGUUACCCUCUGUCGUUCGACUCUGAGGACCCAAACACCCGUGUGCUGAGCACCCGCGCCGUGGACGCCAACACGCCGCCCACGUCGGACGCUGUCGCCAUGCAGCAGCUGACCAGGGCACUUCGAACCAGAUUCAACCUGGACUCGCCCAACCACGUGGAAGCCAACCCCGGCGAAGACGAGCCGGACUGCGGACAAGUGGGUCAGAGUGGACAGGGCGGGCAGGCGCAGCGGCGGCUGAUGUCGCGCUCGUUCGACCUGGAUGAACUGGCCACCACCGACCCUGGAUGCUCCCCCAGGUGCUCCUCCGCUGACCACCUGCUGUCCAUAGCUAAUGAGCACGGCUCCCAUAACGGUGUGGCGGCGGCGGCGGCGGCGGCGGCGGCGGCGGGCUCGGCGGCGGACGGCGCGGCGCCGGCGCAGGGCGCGGGCCGCGAGCUGCGCGUGCGGCUGCGGCGCGGCGCCGCCGGCUUCGGCUUCACCAUCGCCGACAGCGUGCACGGACAGAAGGUCAAGAAGGUAUUAGAUCGCAGUCGCUGUGCGGGAUUGCGAGAAGGAGAUCUUCUAUUACAGAUCGGUGACACUGAUGUCAGGCACUCACCGCACCAGCAUGUAGUACAGGUGCUGAAGGAGUGUCCGUCGCUGCAGGAGACCACGCUGCGCGUGUGGCGCCGCGCCGCGCGCCCGUUCCGCGCGCGGAUAGAUACCGAUUACAAUACGCCAGCAAAUAAUAACAGCCAAUUGGGUAGAAGCAAGACGCCAACCGCCGAGCAACUGAGGUCGCCGGGACUACAACAGGACAACAUGCGCGAUAUAAUGAACGGCAUGAACUCGGUAGAAGCAACAUAUGCAGUUCCGGAACACAAAGGUCGUGAACGAGAGAGCCUUAUAGACCGGCGGCGACGCAGCAGCACCCCCGGGGGCCGAUUGACCCUCCCCGUAGUCACCCCGUGGACUGAAUCCCAAAACGACAACCAGUGGUGCCAACCCGAGCGAGAGACAUGGGUCGACAACUCGAACAACAUACGAACAUGGGCCGAGAGCGCGCAGACUUGGGACGAGAACGGACAGAAGUGGGAUGAGGUGACGAACGGGGUGGGGUGGGACGGGAACCCGGAGAGGUGGAACGGGAACUGGGGAGAAGUGCCCACGCCGACCGUGCACGUCGAUCUGAACGCAGCCUACUGUAGGAGUAACGCGAGUGUUGCUGACAGCAGUGAUAAUGGUGGAUUCCCUGAAGAAGGCCUGCAGUUACCCACGACGGCGGCGUUGGGCGGCAGCUCGCCCUCCACCCGCCGUCACCAGCCCGCCGAUGCACACAAUUCAUCAGGUCACUUGAGGAGUCACUCCCCAUCAAACAACAGCGCGACCACCGACCAGUUGCUAGCUAAUUCGCCGUCCGCCCGGCUCCACAGCCAAUCUCCCUCGAACAACUCGUCCAACGGCAGGGUCAAGGGAUCACCACUAAGGUUGCGAUCAGCGUCCCCGUCGCGGCGGAUGCACUCGCCGGCUUGCUACGAGGCGGAAUCGCUGCCGCAUCCCGCGCCGCUAUACGUCGCCAACUACCCGCAGGUGGUGGGCGGCGGCGCGGACCCGCAGGCGGACGUGGUGGUGCGGCUGGCGCGCGGCGCCGCCGGCUUCGGGUUCCGCAUCGUCGGCGGCACCGAGGACGGCUCGCGGGUCGCCGUCGGCUACGUGGUGCCGGGAGGUCCAGCAGCAGGAUUAUUACGAGCGGGUGAUUUGCUGACGUCAGUGGACGGACGGCCGCUAGGAGGCGCUUCACACGCUCGCGCGGUUGCACUCGUCGCCCGCGCCGCCGCUCGUGGACACGUAACACUAGGCGUGAGACACAACCGCGCCGACAUACAACCUAUGGGCCUGCCCACUGUGAUGGCGCCACAGUCGCAUCAACCUCUGCUUACGGCGGACCCAACGAUGCAUCAGAUGACGCAAACUGCAUACAAUAUACUGCACCCUGCACCGAUGUACCCACCAUCACAUGGACCUAUGUACGGAGUGCAGUAUGAGAGCGCGGCCGGCGGAUGGGCGGGCGUGCCGUAUGACGUCACAGUCACCAGGAGCGAGGGCGAGGGCUUCGGGUUCGUGGUCAUCUCGUCCACCAACAAGGCGACCAGCACUAUCGGCCAACUAAUCCCCAACUCGCCUGCCUCUCGGUGUGGGCUCCUACACGUCGGAGACACGAUCGUGGCCAUCAACCGGAUACCGAUCCGUAACCUGCCGCACCCUGAAGUCGUAGCGCUCAUCAAACACUCGGGGACAACAGUCACCCUGACCGUCCUACCGCCAGACGGUCGCGUCGACUGAAUACGAGUGAUGAGUGAAAAUAAUAGUGAUGAAGUGAUGUGAAUUUUUAAGCUAUUAGUCUGUGCUGUAAGUGGUAAGCUGUAAAUCUGUGCUAUAAAAAGUGAGCUAUCAAUUUGUGCUGUAUGAGCGAGCUGUAAGUGCUGGAGCUUCAAUAUCAAGUGAGGUGUCAUCAAGCUAUCAUCAUGCUGACUGAAUACUGAUGUCGUCAAUGGAACAACUACAAUUAAAUGGGUGAUCAUGUGAAGAUAAUUAAGCUGUAUAUUAAUUGCUCUAGCUUGAAUUUUAAUUGGUGAGUCAUUGUUGUGGCACAGUUUAAAAAACAACCAGUAGUCCAAUCUUUAUAAUGAACUCGAAAUGUCCUAAACAAUUGCAUGACAAUUUGAUGUACAUUGCUCUGUCUAGAUGUGUCCGUUGGAUAAUUUGUAGGAAAGAUUUCUUUAGACUGUGUAUUAUGGUUUAUCUUUCUUAUUAGGAUGUUUCCCGAUCAAUGAGAAGAGAAAACAGUUUGGGAUACCAUUUGAAAAUUUCAUAUUUGCAUUUCAUAUAUUUAAUUGUUACGUCGAUUUUUUGAUGUACUGUCAACAAAGGGGCCAAGUAUAAGUAUAUAUAUAUUUUGUAUACAUGUCUGCUUGUUUGCUCUUUGUAAAGAGCUUUAAUUAAUUAAAUAUUUCCAAAAACUUUUGGAGAAAUGUGUGUUCAGAUAUUUAAAACCAAGAUAUUUUAUUAUCUGUCUAUAUUAUAUUUAUACACUAUUAUUAAAUCUCAAUUAAAGAAAUGAUAUCUCAUUGAAAUAAAAUAUAAAUAUUUGACUAUGAAAACAUAUGACUGAAUGUAUUAGUAUUUAAUUUUUUAUACAUUUUUUUUUAUUGUAAUCUUUUACAUUUUUAUACUUUUCUUGAAGAGAGCACAUUAUGAACUUUGAUUUCCUUUUAUUUUCAAUUCUUUGUAACAUUUUUCUUAAUUUUUUUUUAAUCUCAGUAUAUUUAAUUAGCAGUAACAAUAUAUUUAAUUAAUUUUUCUCAUUGUUCUUGAUUUGUAUUAAGUUUUUAAUAAUUGAUCUUUAAUGCUUAAUUAUAAAGUAUUUGAUAAUUAGUGAUGGUAAAAGAAAUAUAGCUUUAAUAUUAAAUAUUUUAACGUGUAAGGUUGUGGUUAUGUUUGCCAAAUUUAAACAGCUAUUCUCCGUCCAUUGUCUAAUUGUGUCUUGACUACCUUCAAUAUGUACUUAAAACUAAUUGUAAGGUUUUCAUACAAGUCUGUACAUUUUCUUUUCACUAUCAAAUCAACAUUUUUGGUGAUGAAUUAGAGAAAGAUCUGGAGUAACAUAUUAAAAUAGGUGGUAAGUGUUUUUCAUUACAAAUAUGAAUUAGAAUAGAUGACGUAACUACAAACUUAUGGACUUUAUGAGAAAAAAAAAUCUAAGAAUAAGGUAAUAAAAUAAAAACAUGGUUUUAUCAAAAAAUAUUAUUUUUCCUGUAAUAGAAAAAUUAGAAUAAAUGAUAUAAUAGAAAAAAUGUCCCAAUUUUAGCAUAAAAAUCUUGUUUUUAUAUAAAAGAGGGAUUAUAAACUAUAGACAAACUCUAAAAUAGGUUCAAUAAAAUAAUGUUGAUUUAAAUUCAAUUUCAAAUCAAAAUACCUAUAUAUAAAAAAUUUGGCUAGAAAAAAUUUAGAGAAUUGACAAAACCAUAUGUAUAUUUUUUUAAAAAAUCUGAGAAUAGAUUUACUAUCCAUGAAUAGCUUUUAAAGCAUAGAGACCAGUAAGUUAGUAGUGACAUCUAUGUAGAGUUUUUAUAAUGAACUAAGGUACUUCUGACACCUAUCUAUGUUUGUUUGAAACACUUACAAAUAUAGGGUUUUAAAACGAUUCUAAUCUAAAUCUUUAAUAAAACCAAUAUUGCCUAAUAUCUGUUGACAACACUAUAGUUAAAUAACAAUAAUAAUAAAAAAUCAAGUUGAUUUUUUUUAUAAAAUGAAGUAAUUUUAAAUGUUCAAUAUUUUUGUGCAAAAGUGUAAAGUUUAUUAUAAGGAAAAGGCGUCAUUUUAGAAUCCUAUAUAUGCCUUAUUAAUGUACCUCUAAAUCAUGCAAUAACAUGCCACAAAAGGUAUUAAAAAGUAUACAUAAUCGUUAUUAUGUAAUACAUAAGUAAAUAAAUAUUUAUGAUAAAUAGCAUAAUAAUAUCAAACCAUAUUUAGCUUUAGUUAGUUAAUGAUAAAAACAUUGCCUUAAAAUAUUUUAAGAUUAGGACCUGUGUAUUUGAUGAUUUUUAAUGUUUGACUAAAUCAAAAAUAUAUUAAAUUGUAUUUCUUAUUGGCUUCAUUCUAAUACAAAAGGUUUUCUACGAUGAACUACCGAAAUUUGCUGGUUAUUUAAUUGGGUGCCGAAUGGUUAACACUAAGCUCUGAGCGGCUCUCUAAUAAUUUGCCUAAAAAUGCCUCGUUUAUAGGUGAAACACGUGUCACAAAACGUACGUGAUCAAAAUGGCAGUCGGAAACUGAUGGCUAAUGUGGAACUUCAGGUAGUAAUAGUGGUGGACAAUCUUCGAGUGUUGGCAGUCGCACACAUACUGAUGGUAGCGGAAUUAAACAAAAUAAUUUUAAACAAAUAAACAGUUUCCUCAAGAUAACACGUAAUUCAUUAAAACGUUUACCGAAAUUUGCACAAAAAAAUUGUAUUGUUUGAAAGAAAACAAACUUGAAGGGAACUCCAGUUAUUUGAUCGAAAUAUCUAUCGUCUUCAAUUACGGAAUCGGUCCCUUCUAACAGUUGGUAUUAUUUUCUUUUUAUUAAUAGUUAAAUAAAACAUAAAAAAAUAAAAAAACAUAGCCGCUAAUUACCGUUAAGACAUAGACGCAAAAAUUUGUCAAUGUAACUUAACUAUUUUGAAAUUGAAAUGUUCAGCCUACCACCAUUAUGUUUUUUUUAAUGGGUGAUAAUAGAGUGGUAACCUCUCCCGCGCUAUUAGUAUACGCUGGCGGGGCACCAAUGAGAGAUCAUAGGACACAAUGACAACAGAUCAGUUAGCUCAUCAUGACGAAUUCCACUAGAAACAACCACGAUGCUUUCUAGGGGGAACCGCGUAGUGGUCGACCUGACAGGGCGUAGUGCUAGUAACGGGUCAGUUAGACCCCAUUACUAUCUCUCUCUCCCCAUCAUUAUGAUAUUAGCUAUUAUUCUUUACCUAUGUUUAACACUAUGUAGUUGGGGGGAAAGGGAUUGUUAGUAAUGGGCUCUGAUUUCCCUAUAACUAGCAAUACACCCUAUCAGGUCGACCUCCACGCGGUUCCUCCUGGAAACUAUCGUGAUUAAUUCUAGUGGAAUUCGUCACGAUUGGCUAACUUGACUUGCUUUUUCAUAGUCACCUAUCAUCCGUCACUGGUGCCUCGCUAGUGUAUACCGAUAGCGCAGGCGGGGUUACCAUUCCAUUAUCACACAUUAAAAAAAAAUGUAAACACUAUGUAGUUAAAUGUUGCAAAAUGCACAGGUCCUUAUUAUAGAUAAAUCAAAAUAUUGUUUUAUUCUGCAGUCGACAAAAUUAAUUUAUCCAUUUGAAAAGACUGGAGAAUUAUAAGUAUGUAUUAGUAAAUCGUUUACUUGUAAGUUUUAUGAUAUAAUUGUAAUAAAAUAGAUACCUACCAAAAUUACGCGAACGAAAUUCGACAUUUUAAUGUAAUAACUACCGGUUUAAUUUACGUGUAAUUAGGUUGGGAAAUCUCAACUAGUUUCGAUAUCAUUCCGGACCCUUAAUCGUGAAUGACACUGACGCGAACGCGAGCCUGACUGCGCAUCUCGACCUAAUUACAUUAAAAUGUGUAUUUACAAAACUUUUAACAAUGAAAUUCGACAUGUUACUCUAAACGCAUUGAAAUCGAUUCUGCGACCCAAUUUUGUUUAAGCCUAUCGCGAAAAUUAAAAUUUUAAUUUUAUAUCGCAGUGAAAUCUUUUUUUUUUAAUUUUUUUUUUAUCAAAUUAUUGUUGAGGCUUUAGUACACCGGAAUGACUAUGCCAGCCUCAUAGGGAUUGUCUGAAAGUCAGUCUGUCAGUCCGUCAGGGACAAAACUUUAUUUUAAAGACCAAUAUCAAGUAAAUUUCUAAUAAAGUCAAAAUUAUUGUACAUUUAAUUUAUAAAUGGUACAUAAAACUGUAAUUUCGCGCAUCUGUCAAGGAAAAUGGCGAUUCAGAAUCGAGUCCAAUGCGUAUGUACAUAGCAAUAAUGAGGUCAAUUUUAAUUCGCUAUUUCUCAAAAUCGAUUUAUUCACACCAAAGUAAAAUAUAUUUUUGGCGCCAAUUUUUUUUUUAUAAAGUUUCACGCUUAACCUCUGUUAACUAUCUGUUCGGACGCGUAAUUUCGGCUCUCACAUCGCUACAUCACGAGCGACCCUUGAAUAAAAUAAUUUAUUACUAAUUCUGACUGAAUCAAUUGGUAAUCUUGAUAUUUUAUACAUCGUUCAGUUUUCAAACUUUGUACGUGGGACCACCGAGCUUAAUUCUUUAGUACAUAAGUAUUACCUUUAUUAUUAUUACUUCUAGAAUAUUCUAGUGUAACAAAAUGCAAUAAUAACGUGCCUUUUACUGUAAUCAUUGUCUUGCCUAUUCAAGAUGUUGUAUAAAUCUCUUAUAAAUAUAUGACAGUAUAUAAAAAUUAUGCCCAAAGAUGAAAAUCUAAUAUUUCGCAAUUGUGCGUUAUUUGGGUGUAUAUUAUUUUUUGAAUUUGUAUAAAUAAUUAUGAACGCAUGUGAGUUCAUAAGGAAUAAUUGACUAAGGUUGUAAUUCAAUAAAUCCUGUUUUUAUUUAUUGUUCUCUUUUUUUUUAUACAACUUAGAAUGGCAA
Messenger RNA from Galleria mellonella (greater wax moth), 8734 nucleotides. It is a transcript of the gene Magi, whose product is annotated as membrane-associated guanylate kinase, WW and PDZ domain-containing protein 1. The record is from RefSeq and is a predicted model, not a curated record. Gene Ontology annotation, cellular component: cytoplasm. Gene Ontology annotation, biological process: signal transduction. Lineage: Eukaryota; Metazoa; Arthropoda; Insecta; Lepidoptera; Pyralidae. Gene Ontology annotation, molecular function: protein binding.